This is a messenger RNA of Cyprinus carpio (common carp), 1089 nucleotides long. Its product is annotated as LIM/homeobox protein Lhx6-like. The record is from RefSeq and is a predicted model, not a curated record. NCBI's taxonomy places the organism in Eukaryota, Metazoa, Chordata, Actinopteri, Cypriniformes, Cyprinidae. The transcript has 7 exons. The coding region runs from base 1 to 885 and encodes 294 amino acids.
AUGACUGAAGAGCGUUUUCCAAGGAAAGGCAACUCUGUGCUUCUGGUUAUUCUAAAUAUAUUUUUUCCAAAGUCAUCGUCGAACCAUCACUGUCGGAGUUUGAGGGAGAAAAGGUCUGUUUUGGCAUCAAGGUGUUCAUCGCUGUCAUCUUUAUUCAUAUGCGCGCGCUGCGCGACGGAAAUUGUGGACCCACAAGUGCUAAAGGUGAAUGGAUUAAUGUGGCAUCUGAAAUGUUUGCAGUGCUCUGUGUGCGGAGAGUCCUUGAGUCAACAUUACAGCUGCUUCAUCAGGAAUAAAGAGAUUUUCUGUAGAACGGAUUAUAACAGUACUUUUGGCAUAAAAUGUGCUCGAUGUGGCCUUCAAGUCAGUGCAAAUGACUGGGUUCGGAAGGCAAGAAAAGAUAUAUAUCAUCUCGCCUGCUUCGCUUGCUUCAUCUGCAAAAGGCAGCUUUCUACAGGAGAAGAGUUUGGCUUGAUGGAGAAUCAAGUUCUCUGUCGCCUUCACUACGACAUAAUGCUGCCAAACCUACAGCACAUGUCAGACAAUGGAAAUAUAAUGCAUUUGGAUGGAGCUUUACCUAUUCAAUACCUCCCAAAGCCACCAAAAAGACCUCGUACAUCAUUCACCUCGGAGCAGCUACAGAUUAUGCAGACCCACUUUAUUCAAGACAAGAACCCUGAUGCACAGACACUGCAGAGGCUGGCAGACAUGACUGGACUAAGCAGAAGAGUCAUACAGGUUUGGUUCCAAAACUGUAGAGCCAGACAGAAGAGGAACCCACUUCAUGACAGCAUACCUCCACUGGACAGAUACCAGACCUCUGCAAUGCCCUUUCUGUCACAUAACCAGUACUUCUUGCCCACAGGUAGACCUGAGACUCACUGAGACAUAUAUAUAUACACACAGUGGAUAUAGAAAACUCCCUUUAAAACUCCCUUUAAAAUAAUGACAUUUUGUUGCUUUGUAGCUGGAAAUGAAGACAGACUGUUUUUGUUUUAUCCAGCUGUAUUUACUCAGUGCAACUUAUAACUGAUAUGAAAGAUAUAACACCAUCAUGCCAGAAAAAAAGAUCACCCCCUCAUAAAAAUG